AUGCCAAUCAUAGUUUGGCUAAGGUGUGCUGGGGAGCAGCUGCCUCACCCAGUGUUUCAAACUAGGGAUUAUUUCCUCGGUCUAUUCCUCACCCCACCAGGAAAAAAAGGGGCUGAGAAUGCCAUUCAUAGUUUGACAAAAUCGUACCUGAAGUGGACGAGGACCUAUGGCACGCCUACAACCUCAUUGCUCAUCGUACCCGAGGUGGAGGAGGACCUAUGGCACGCCUACAACCUCAUUGCUCAACCCUUCCUUUCCCAACACCUCCCUCCCUCCUCUUCUCCCCUUCUCCCUCCCCUAUCUCCCCCUCUCCCUAGAUCGUACCCGAGAUCGUACCCGAGGUGGAGGAGGACCUAUGGCACGCCUACAACCUCAUUGCUCAACCCUUCCUUUCCCAACACCUCCCUCCCUCCUCUUCUCCCCUUCUCCCUCCCCUAUCUCCCCCUCUCCCUAGAUCGUACCCGAGGUGGAGGAGGACCUAUGGCACGCCUACAACCUCAUUGCUCAACCCUUCCUUUCCCAACACCUCCCUCCCUCCUCUUCUCCCCUUCUCCCUCCCCUAUCUCCCCCUCUCCCUAG
Closterium sp. Naga37s-1 is the source of this 579-nucleotide messenger RNA. The record is from the annotation of a GenBank genome assembly. NCBI's taxonomy places the organism in Eukaryota, Viridiplantae, Streptophyta, Zygnematophyceae, Desmidiales, Closteriaceae.